ACCUCCCAUUAUGUACGACGCCCAUUACCGCCACCACGGUCACUGGAACCGGCGCCGCUUGCGGCCUGACUGGUAAUCAUAUUACUGGCAGCCCGAGUCCUACCAGAUCGCUUGGCCGUCGAUGCAGCAUGCUAGUCUUGGACUCCCGGAUCUCACCCUGUCACGAUCGGCGUCGGCGAGCGCACGAACCUCCACUGGCAUCCAGGCCCCAUCCAUUAGAGACGUUUGUCGUCUUCGUGCAUGGCGAGUGGCUUCCUUCCGCAGCUCGAGUUUUCCCUAUCCAUCGCCAGAAGUGUUCCCCGUCUCCAGUAGACCGUCGGUGCUGUGGAAUACGCCGGAUACCGUACUGGUGCGCUGUCAUCUCCCUUCAAUAUCUCGCCUGCCCACCCUGCAUACAUCGGUAUUGCUUUCAUACCGCCUGCGGGAACGCCAGCAGGACUCGCCAUUGGUGAAUUUCGUGGUGGAAAUAUCGCAGCCGGACCCACCGUCGCUGACGCCCAGCGCACGCGGCUCGUGUGAUCAUUGUCCGUGUUGGACACCAGGAGGAGUGAGAUAUGCCCCCCGUUCAGGAGCUAGCACGGCGCCAUCAACGGUACAAUCAUCCAUGUUCUGUGGUUACACUCCCAGCAGCGCCGUGCUGGGUGCGAGUGAGAAAGUGUUCCCCCUACGAUCACCGAACCGAGAUACCAGGGAGGACGACGUCGAAGCACGGCUGUCGUACUCUAAGCAAUCGGCGUGUGAAUGCUGGUUUCCCAUCAGCGAGAUCCAGCACGGUUACGUCCGCAGAGAGGGAGGACAAACAAACGAACACUAGUUAUCGGCAGAUUCGGCUGGGAACCGCUCGCCCCGUUUCCUCUCGCACAUCAGCGCGCUUCUCUCGCCCCCGCCGGGAGCCCCGACGAACACAGGUGGCCACAUAACACUAAGAGACCGUGAAGGCCUCCACCUUAAAUUCCAGAAUGAUAGCGUGAUAGCCUGUGAGACCCAAUCGAUACACACAGAGAAACUAU
Messenger RNA from Tricharina praecox, 1010 nucleotides. RefSeq lists its product as uncharacterized. The transcript is spliced from 3 exons. NCBI's taxonomy places the organism in Eukaryota, Fungi, Ascomycota, Pezizomycetes, Pezizales, Pyronemataceae. The record is from RefSeq and is a predicted model, not a curated record. The coding region runs from base 122 to 814 and encodes 230 amino acids.